This is a messenger RNA of Perkinsus marinus ATCC 50983, 827 nucleotides long. RefSeq names its product serine/arginine rich splicing factor, putative. The record is from RefSeq and is a predicted model, not a curated record. The coding region runs from base 21 to 728 and encodes 235 amino acids. Lineage: Eukaryota; Perkinsozoa; Perkinsida; Perkinsidae. The transcript is spliced from 7 exons. Gene Ontology annotation, molecular function: RNA binding.
AGCAUUAUACGUCCCUGAGCAUGGCCAUAUCUCCCCGCCGUUCUCUAUCUAAAGAGAGUAGCCGCUCCCGUUCCAGGUCAUCUGGUAGUAGACGUUAUGAAAGGAGGGGCGAUCCCUCCAGGAGCAGAUCUAGAGAUGCUCCUCCUCCUCCCCGUGGUGGUGGUGAUGUUGGUGCUGGUAGAGGAGCUCGAGACGAUGCGGCUGAUGCUGAGGGCGAGAGCUGCAGUCUGAUAGUCAGGAAUUUGAACUACGACACCUCUCCCCAGCAUGUGAGGAGCCUCUUCAGCAGAUAUGGUGAGAUUAGGGAUGUCUACCUCCCAUUGGACUACAACUCUGGCAGGCCUAGAGGCUUCGGUUUCGUUGAGUUCUGCGAUCCCCGUGAUGUUGUUGAAGCUAAGAAUGCUAUGGAUGGGAAGGUUGUCGACGGCAAUGCUAUUCAAGUUGACAUCGCUCAACGCGGUCGCAAGUCGCCACGUACCAUGAGAAGACUCAUCAGUCGCAGAGGAGGCAAAGGAAAAGGAGGCUAUGGUGGUGGUGGAGGAGGAGGAUAUGGGCGUUCUGAUUAUUAUAAUGGAGGCGGCUACGGUGGCUACAGCCCUCGAAGGCGCAGUGAUGAUGAUUACUAUGGAGGCAGAGGUGGUGGUGGUGGAUAUAGAGAUGAGUAUGGACGUGAUGAUCGUCGGAGUCCUAGGAGGCGUUCGAGGAGUUACAGUCGCGAUAGGCGCUAGAGGGGUAUUUGGAAGGUCUUCGCUUGAAGUCCUGAUGCUCCCUGAGAUGAUGAUAGUAGAUUAUGAUUAUCUCUGAUGAGAUGAGUAGCACCGUUAUAU